Molecule: messenger RNA, 1853 nt
Organism: Cucumis sativus (cucumber)
Lineage: Eukaryota; Viridiplantae; Streptophyta; Magnoliopsida; Cucurbitales; Cucurbitaceae
Product: serine/threonine-protein kinase SRK2E
Exons: 9
Coding region: 539-1636 (365 amino acids)
Biological process (GO): protein phosphorylation; intracellular signal transduction
Cellular component (GO): nucleus
Molecular function (GO): ATP binding; protein serine/threonine kinase activity
Source: RefSeq, a predicted model, not a curated record
UCGUCAUCAUCAUCAUUUCAUCAUCUUCUUCCUCCCCACUAAAAUUUGUAGUUAAAAAGAAAAAUCUGUCCAAUUCCCAAUGCUGAGAAGAAAGCUUUUGGAGCUAAAAGAAAAACCACAGAAAUAGAAAGAGAAAGAGAAAGAGAAAGAGAAAGAAAAUUUUCAAUUCGAUUCACGAGCUCUGAUCAUCAUCAUCAAUCGAUCAAUCAAUCAAUCAAUCCACCGCCUCUUUUUAGAAACCCUAGAAACCCCGAUUUGAUUUUUACUCCAAGUAGACAGAUGAUAAAGGAAUUUCUCAGUGUGUGAUCUUACAAAUAAAUUUCUCUUUGUUGCUUUGCUGAUAAAUUAAAGGCAGUGAAGUUUGGUAAACUUUCACGUGCUCUGUUCUUUCCCCCUUCCCCCACUCCCACAUUUCACUGGCUCUCCUCUCGCCACAACAUCAAUCAGUUUCUUCUUCCUUCUCGAUUUUCCCUUUUCUUUACGUACUGCUUCGGGAAUUUCUUUCCCACGAAGCGGAUUCAUAUAAUUCUCACAACAAAUGGAUCGCUCCGCACUUACUGUUGGACCAGGAAUGGACAUUCCCAUCAUGCACGAUAGCGAUCGUUAUGAGCUUGUGCGCGACAUUGGCUCUGGAAACUUCGGUAUUGCUAGAUUGAUGAGGGAUAAGCAAACUGGAGAGCUCGUUGCCGUCAAGUACAUCGAGAGAGGUGAGAAGAUAGAUGCAAAUGUGAAGCGAGAGAUAAUAAACCACAGAUCUUUAAGACAUCCUAACAUUGUCAGAUUCAAAGAGGUGAUCUUGACCCCAACUCAUCUUGCAAUUGUAAUGGAAUAUGCAUCUGGUGGAGAGCUCUUUGAACGGAUCUGCAAUGCUGGACGGUUCAGCGAGGAUGAGGCACGUUUCUUCUUCCAACAACUUAUAUCUGGUGUUAGCUAUUGUCAUGCAAUGCAAGUAUGUCAUCGUGAUUUGAAAUUGGAGAAUACGUUGCUGGAUGGAAGUCCUGCUCCUCGUUUGAAGAUUUGUGAUUUUGGAUACUCAAAGUCUUCUGUGCUGCAUUCACAGCCAAAAUCAACGGUUGGGACCCCUGCAUAUAUUGCUCCUGAGGUGUUGCUUAAGAAAGAGUAUGAUGGCAAGAUUGCAGAUGUGUGGUCGUGUGGGGUGACCUUAUACGUCAUGUUGGUCGGUGCAUACCCCUUUGAGGACCCUGAGGACCCAAAAAACUUUCGAAAAACAAUUCAGAGAAUCCUAAAUGUACAAUACUCAAUUCCCGAUUACGUUCUUAUCUCUCCCGAGUGCCGCCAUCUGAUCUCUAGGAUUUUUGUUGCCGACCCAACUAAGAGGAUUACAAUUCCGGAGAUAAGGAAUCAUGAGUGGUUUCUGAAGAAUCUUCCAGCCGACCUUGUAGAUGAAAACACAAUAAACAGCCAAUACGAAGAGCCCGAUCAACCAAUGCAAACCAGUGAAGAGAUCAUGCAGAUAAUAGCUGAAGCUGGGCUUCCUGCUGCAGGGACACAGAGUCUCAACCAAUACCUUACCGGCAGCCUUGACAUCGAUGAUGACAUGGAAGACGAUGAAGAGAGCGAUGCUGAUCUUGACCUCGAUAUCGACAGCAGUGGAGAAGUUGUUUAUGCAAUGUAAUUGUUGAUAGGAUUGAAAAGGACAAACUAAAACACACAUUUGUAGAAUACACUUGGACGAUGAAGACUGAAGAGAUCUCAAGACCAUAGUAUAGAGAGGUUUAUCAAUAGAAUUGUGAACCGUGAACUGAGUCAGUGAAUCCAUCUGUUCCUAUAUAUAUAUUAGCUUUUCCUUGGUUUGGGGUUUUAUUGAUCACCUUUUAUAAGUGCUUUCUCUG